CUUCAUGAUAUGACGAAUAUUGUUCUAGGUCUUUACUCCUUUCUUUUUCUAUGUAUUCAUGAAUCCGUUGAGCAGGCAGCUAGUUUUGGCUGGCCUGGGAAGUACCUAUUCUACUACCAUAAGCAUACAACUGCGUCUUGAUGUGCUGCUCUGAUGUCUCUGUUCUCUGAUUCCAGCGGUUCUCUAAACCCAGCUCGCUUCCCCUCAGCACCUUCCGAUCUCAGUGCAGCUUCGUCAGGAGAUAGAGAACGAGUUCUACCUGCAGAAUUGGACAGAUUUCUUAUCUCCGGAAACGACAUAGAAAGUUUCUGGAAUCCCCAUGGAAAGCGGGAGAGGCAGUCUACAACUGCUUCUACUUCGAGGAGUAACGAUGGCUCUACCAGUCCUAAGAGUGCUGCUAGAAGUGGUUCAUCUUCGCCACCUUCAUCUGCGCUAGGCUCUUUUGCUGGCUCAUCUGAUUCUGAAGCUUCUGAAUCUGAAGGGCAAGUAGAUGCUGGUGGUUUCUACACGAGUAUAGCAACAGCUAUCAAAUAUUUCGUUCAUACUUUUUUUGAUGCAGUGACGCAUGAGCUUUCGCCCAACAGAAACAACGCGUCGUUGACAAUUCUCGGUGCACGGCCUAAACCUGUUACAGACGGUGCUUACUUCGUCACUUUAGAAGCAUUGAAACGGCAUUGCGAUGAUGCCAUAGGCCGGGCGACGUUGCGUGACAUGGUCUUGUUUGGCUUGAGUUUUUUCUAUUUGAAAGACCACGCCUUGCCUAGGCGAAGUGCUGAUACUGAAGAUGGACACAAGAUGAAUAUAGAACAUGGCAAAAUCAAGAAGGUCGAACAAAUGGUGAUGGAAGCGACAUCUUCACCUUCUCUUGCAGCUCUUGCCGAAGCCGACACACACCAGAAAGUAGACCAACAACCUUCUGUCAUUCCAACGCUUCUACAUUCAGUCUUACCAACUGUCUUCCUCUGCGUCCACAACGAUAGAUACAGUGGCAGCUACGGCUUCAAAGCAAGUGUCCCUUAUCUGCAUUUGCAUGUAACGAACCAAAAACGCUAUCCUGAAUUCGUUCCGACAGCCAGACCCUGGCUAGGUCCCGCGGAUUUCGGAUACCAAGGUGCAUGGGAGGAGCAUGGCGCAGCUUGCGUUCCUGGAAUGGUUGCGAUUGCGAACAAUACUCACACCUACAGCGACAUCAACACUGAAUUUACCAACGCUCUUGAGGAUGUCGCCACACGGUUGUGGCACCUCAUCCCGCCACAUCAUGAUACUAGCAUCGACUUUCUAGACCAAGAAAGAACUCCAGCAGAGCAGGAAGAAAUAGUCUUUACUUGAAGAUGCACCAGAGCAUGUAAGUUCACAGCAGGUAUACACACGCAUGAAACAUCCACUGGCGCUUGGUGCCUAAGUGCACCAGUAGUACCUUCAUUCUUCUUCCCACCUGCACCUCCACCACCCGAUGCGAUAAUGAACUCCAUAUCAUCAUCCCGUUCGUCGAUGAAGGCGUCUCGGUACAAGCAUAGAAAGGGUGGCGAAUAUCUGUCGUUCCACUCUUGACAU
Amoebophrya sp. A25 is the source of this 1554-nucleotide messenger RNA. NCBI's taxonomy places the organism in Eukaryota, Dinophyceae, Syndiniales, Amoebophryaceae. The record is from the annotation of a GenBank genome assembly.